This is a messenger RNA of Manduca sexta (tobacco hornworm), 1004 nucleotides long. RefSeq lists its product as uncharacterized. The record is from RefSeq and is a predicted model, not a curated record. NCBI's taxonomy places the organism in Eukaryota, Metazoa, Arthropoda, Insecta, Lepidoptera, Sphingidae. Bases 405 to 929 code for a protein of 174 amino acids. The transcript is spliced from 2 exons.
CUUAAAAAAAUCUUCAGAAUAUAGAGCCUACAGAAUCCAUUCUUUUAUAUUUAUGCUUUUAUAGUUUAUAAGCAAUAUUAAUAUCUGUUGUCCGAUUACUGCGCGAAAGGGAAACAAAAUCAACAAAGUUAUUCGAUACUUUAUAAUGUUGCAAGUAUAAAAAUAAUAUAUUUUGCGAAAGUCUGCUAUUUAAUUCACACAUUUACAUCCAAAUAAUAUCAUGUAUUUAUAUUAUUCGUUACAGCAAUCGUUGCAGAAAUUGGGCCCCGCUCUAACUGUCACCUAACUCCGGACCUGUUACUCUGUUUACCUUUGCAUUAUCAUGUAGCUUCGAGUGAUCGAUGAAAUGGCAUUAUAGUAAAGGUUCUUGUAAAGAGCUGGUGUUAGAAAAAUAUUGACCAAAAAUGAGUGAAUUUAAAAUUAAAUAUAUAAUAUUAAUAUUAGUGCUGUUUGUAUGUUUGGCGGAAGGAAACGAAGUAGAAGCCAGGGGAAAAGGCGGCAAAUUUGCGUUGUUAAUUCACUUCUUCUAUGUAGCGGCGACCAAACUGUUCGUUCUCAAGUUAAUCUACGGCGCCCUGUUCUACGUGAUAGCUACAAAAGCGUGGCACUUCGCUCUAUGGUUCAUCCACUACCUGAAAGAGAAGAAACACGAGCACCACGAGUAUAUUGAAGAUCAUGAGCCGUACCAUGGUCAUUAUGAGACCUAUGAUCAUGAUUCCUACGGUCCAUACGGUUAUGAUAAACAUGGGUAUAAGAAACGGGUGUAUGAGACCAAGCCAGGACAUGAAAGUGGACCUUAUGGGGCCAGUGGACCUUAUGACUCGAGUGGUCAUGGAUUAAAAAGACCUUAUGGAUCUAGUGCGUACGGAUUCAGUUCUUCUGGACAAGUGUAUGAUGCUGAUGGGUCGUAUUCAGUGAAGAGUGGAUGAGAUAUUAAUUAAUUUAAGUGAAGUGCCAUUAAUACCUCGUUAUUUAUUUAUUUAAUUAAAUUAUUGUUAGUUGUA